AUGUCGGAAUCUGAUGAAAUGAUUUCCUAUGAGGGAUCUCAACCCGAGGGAUUUCAGCCGGUUGCCUCUUCGCAGGACUUUGAGCAGUUGGAAAUUCUGCGCGAAGAGGUUAACGUUCCGUUGCAUGAGCCACUUCCGGUUGACUACAAUGUGGCUUUUUCGGAUGUGCCAGACGAUUUGGCAAGCAGCAGCAGUGAACCGGAAGCAUCCUGUUCCGCCGUUAAAACGACCGGUCGCAAACGGAAGAACCAGGCCACCGACGAUGCUACCGGAACGAAAAGACGCGGUGAGAACUUCGUUUACCGUUUCAAGGGUGAUAUUUUGGUGAAAAAUUUCAAAGGGCAGAAGAUUCCCGACCGCUGUGGAGAGGUCAGCGUGGAGUCGAAAAAAGUUGCCGAAAUCUCGGCGGGCAUCUGGGAGCAGUGUCGCGGAAAAGUUUAUCGUGGUGUCACUUUCCAUGAUUCUCCGCACGAAAUUAUUGCAGCCGAAGAAGAUCGUUCUAUUGCGAUCGUCAAGUGGGACGAUGAACUUCCCAAUUUCGAGAACCGCGGACGGUUCAUGUACUUCCUGGACGUUAAGAGCAAGCGAAGCCACCGACCAGACAAGGUUGACUCGAAGACGCUUCUUAGCUGGGAGGGAAAGGAGAUCUCGGUUGUUAUCCUGAAGUACUCCGAUGCGGUCACCACGCUCAAACGGUGGAAUACGGUCCAGAAUAAUCUGCUGCGUCCGAAGGAAAAAGACAGAGCCGGUGCUGCCUCUGUGUCGGCCGUUAACGCCGUUCAAGCUGAGUUGAAGAAGCAACACGGGAAGUAUUUGUGUGCAGAAAACGUUGGUUGGUAUUGCUGGGCAAGCUUUAUCUGUGAAAAGCCGUUGGACGAACGUGAUGAGCUCAUCAGCAGCGCUCCACCUACACAUCUUGUCGAUUUAUUCACUACUGUUCCCGUUCACAGCGACGUGCUCCUUGACAAGGCAAGAUUGGAUCUUCAAGUCGCAAACACCGUAAACGAAGCUUAUGGUCAGAUUCUGCCAAAGCUUAAUGAAGAUAUUGCGCAGGUGCAGCAAAUCUUUGAUGUGAUGCGCGCACGCAUCAAGCAACUCGAAGAGAAACGCGAUGAUUAUGAGAGAAUGCUUAAAGCCAUGAGUGGUACAGUUUCAGUCAAGGAAAAUCGGCAUUCCCUUUUACUGGCUAAUACUGUCACCAAUUGUGUUGAUGAUGAUCAUGCGAGUGAUGAUGAUGCUGAUCAACAAGAUAAUAAUCUACAGGGUCAUGAUCAGCAAGUUGAGGGUCUGCUAGGCGAUUUGUGA
This is a messenger RNA of Culex pipiens pallens (northern house mosquito), 1305 nucleotides long. RefSeq lists its product as uncharacterized. The transcript is spliced from 2 exons. The record is from RefSeq and is a predicted model, not a curated record. The coding region runs from base 1 to 1305 and encodes 434 amino acids. NCBI's taxonomy places the organism in Eukaryota, Metazoa, Arthropoda, Insecta, Diptera, Culicidae.